AUGGCGGAGACGCAGAAGCCAACAGCACAGGAGCGGAGCGUGGAGGGCCACGUGAGAUGGGUCACCACCGGGGUGACCGGUGGGGUGAGAUGCCGAGAAGAGGAUGAGCUCCAUGAACGGAUCAUGGAGAAGGAGCGCCAGAGCAAGAAGCGCGUGGCCAGCAGCUCCGCUGGCGACACAGAAGGUCCGGGGCGUUCUUUCGAGUUCAGCAACGAGGAGGAGCGGCGCGAAGCCAUCGACCACAUCCGGCUGAUGGCCCGGCGGAAAUACCUGGGUGAGCGUGAGGCGCGGCGGACGCGGACGAACUGGGCCUUCAGCGUGGGAGAGGUGAAGAUCUCCGAUCUCCGCGGCAGGCAAGUCUCAGACGCCGAGUGGCUCAUGAAGGGCGAGAAGCUUUCGGAGGCUGAGCAACAGUGCUCCGCCGAGAGUCGUUCGCGCGCGAGAGAAGGCGAAACCGGGGGCGCGGGAGUCGCGGAACGAGAUGUGGAAGGGUACCUGAAGCUGGAACGAGAUCUUUACGAUGUCACCAAGCAGAGGAUGGAGGAGACACCCAAGCAACCAUGGGAGCGAGGUCUUGAACGGCCGGUGGGCUACAACAUGCCCGACGUCUACGACGACGAUGACCAGAAAGGCCCGGAGAGCGGUCAGUCCAAGCGGUGGAGCGGUGGAGCGGCAGAUGAGGGGGCUGAGGAUGGGGCAGAUGAGGAUGGUGAUGGCUGUGUCAUGAGACAGAAUAAGCGCUUCGCGGUCCUGGAGCAAAGAUACCAGCAGACCUACGAUGAGAUUCUUGGGAAGUGGGAGAAGAACGAGGAGCAACGCUUGGAGGAUGCGACCGUCUCCAAGGCCGUGACCAAAUACGGCGCCCAGAAAGGGAGAAAAGAAAACAAGGAGAAGACACAGUACGACCUCAUUCUCGAGGAUGCGGUGGAGUUUGGAGAGGCGGAGGUCGUUGGAGGCAACUUCAAGGCGCCGACGCUGGAGGAGGGUCCCAAGGCGGAGUCCAGUGAUGAGGACGAGAAGGACAUGAACGUGCCAAAAGCGAUUCGGGACGAGAGGGUCUUCAAGAAGCUGAAGAAGGAGGCGGAUAACCUGCAGAAAGACCGGAAGUCCCUACCGGUUUAUUUGUACAAGGCGCCACUUCUGGAAGCCGUGCGAGACUACCAGGUGUUGAUCAUCGUGGGCGAAACCGGCUCCGGAAAGACGACCCAGAUCCCGCAGUAUUUGCAUGAAGUGGGCUACUCCAAGAUCGGCAAGAUCGGGUGUACUCAGCCUCGGCGUGUGGCUGCCAUGUCCGUGGCCGCACGCGUGGCGAAAGAGUAUGGCUGCAAGGUCGGCCAUGAGGUUGGCUACAACAUCCGUUUCGAGGAUUGUACCACAGACCGCACCAUCAUUGAAUACAUGACCGAUGGAAUGAACGAGCCUGACAUGGCGUCCUAUUCGGCGCGGGGGCCCGGCCGCGCGGGGCGGUCGGAGACCGAGUCGGUCAUGAUGAUCGAUGAAGCGCACGAACGGACGCUCCACACAGACGUGCUCUUCGGAUUAGUGAAGGAUGUGGCCCGCUUUCGGCAAGACUUGAAGCUGAUCAUCUCAUCGGCCACCUUGGACGCAGAGAAGUUCUCCGAAUACUUUGACAAUGCACCGAUCUUCAACGUCCCGGGCCGCCGAUUCCCUGCCCGGAGACCCAGCUCCGAGGACAGACGUGCUCUGUGCUCCGUGCUCCGCGUGGGUCGAAACUGGGAGAGGAUCCGUCCGCGUGGUCGUCCGCAUGCAGCCGAGUAUCAUGCAGCAGGACUCGAAAAGGUGAGCAUCCACUACACCAAGGCGCCUGAGGCCAACUACUUGGACGCCUGCGUCAUCACGGUGCUUCAGAUUCACCUGACUCAAGGGCCUGGCGAUGUCUUGGUCUUCUUCACGGGCCAACAGGAGAUUGAAGAGGCCAUGGACCUCUUGAGCUUCAAGACGCGAGGCAUGGGAACCACCAUGGGUGAACUUUUGGUGCUGCCCAUCUAUGCCAACCUGCCCACUGACAUGCAGGCGAAGAUCUUCGAAGCCACUCCACCGGGCGCGCGCGAGGCCCCAGCGGCGACGCCCCAGGCGGAAGGUGGUCUUGGCCACGAACAUCGCUCCUUGGUGAAGCGAGACGAGACGUGGACGUGGCGAGAACCGCGGCGUUCGAAUCGUGGCGUGAACGGUGCUAGCCUUCCUCUCUUGGCGGUGGCUGUGGCGGCCAGCGUCGGGCACAGCACCCGCCGGAGCAAAGAGAAGGAAGAGAAGGAGUCUGAAGAUGAGUGGCGCGAUGCACAGACCAUCUCGGGAUUGACCUCUUCGGUGGGCGCGGGAGUGGUCAACAACAUCGAGAUUGCCAAGAUCUUGCCACAUCGUUAUCCCUUCCUCUUAGUGGACAAAGUCAUCCACUUGGAGAAGAUGAAGCGAGCCGUUGGGGUGAAGAACAUCACUGCCAAUGAGCCGCAGUUCACAGGCCAUUUUCCGGAGAACCCCAUCAUGCCCGGUGUGUUGCAGGUGGAGGCGUUGGCGCAGCUGGCAGGGGUUGUUUGCAUGCAGCCGGGAGACCAGGUCCUCUUUGCCGGCAUCGAUGGAGUGAAGUUUCGCAAGCCGGUGGUGCCUGGGGACACCUUGGUGAUGGAGGUGGAAGUGAAGAAGUUCCGAGAAAAGGUGGGCAUUGCCAAGAUCACCGGUGCGGCCUAUGUGGAUGGAACCAAGGUUUUGGAAGUGAAAGAAUUCACCUGCGCCCCGGCAGGCUCCCGCGUCGGUCGAGCGGGAGAUGUCGUGUCGUCCAUGUCGUCUUUGAUCGUGGUGCCCUGCUCCAAGGCCUCCGCCAACCAGCGCGCUGGGCGCGCGGGCCGCGUGAAGCCGGGAAAAUGCUUUCGGCUCUUCACCAAGUGGUCCUAUGAACAUGAGCUGGACGACGACAACGCGCCAGAGAUCCAGCGAUCGAAUUUGGGACACGUGGUGCUCCUCGGAGCGAAGGGAGAGAGGUUGAUGUUGAAGUCCAUCGGCAUCGACGAUUUGCUGCACUUCGAUUUCAUGGACCCUCCGCCCCCCCGAGACCUUGAUCAAGGCCUUGGAGCAGCUCUAUGCGCUCAGUGCCUUGAACGACCAGGGCGAUCUCACCAAGCUCGGUCGCCGAAUGGCGGAGUUCCCCAUGGAUCCGCAACAGUCCAAGUCUUUGAUCCAGGCUGA
This is a messenger RNA of Durusdinium trenchii, 3201 nucleotides long. Lineage: Eukaryota; Dinophyceae; Suessiales; Symbiodiniaceae. The record is from the annotation of a GenBank genome assembly.